Messenger RNA from Funneliformis geosporum, 303 nucleotides. Lineage: Eukaryota; Fungi; Glomeromycota; Glomeromycetes; Glomerales; Glomeraceae. The record is from the annotation of a GenBank genome assembly.
AUGACUUCCUCAAACAAAGCUCUUGUCUACGAUGCUCUUAAAACUUUAAACAAUCCUACUGAAGAUUCAAGAACCGAUUUUGUUAAUAAUAAUGAGGAACUUUAUAUUCCAGAUUUCGCUGCUUACUUUGGUGAAGGAUUUCAAGAUGUUAUUGACCAAUUUAAAGAAGACCAUCAGAAGGAAUCUGAAAGGAAAGUUAAAGAUAAGCAGAACGAAACUUCAGACAGCGAAAAUUCUUCAGACGAGGAAAAUGGUAUAUUUAAUGAGGAUGAUUAUGAUGAUAAUAAUAGUAAUAAUUUGUAG